AUUGCCUCGCCAACGCUGGAAGCCACUACCAUGUUCGUCGGGCAACAAGGGGCCACGUCACUUAUCUGGCCGCUUGAAAAAGGAGGGAUUCCUGCGGACACCGUAUGCCACGACACUGCUGCUAUGCAUCCCUACUCACGCAGAACACUUGUACAGGUGCUGCUGCUACUUUUCCUGGACAAUCUACCGAGUCGACCCCGCUGUCUGGAUGGGCCCAUGAUGAACGUUUGGAUGAACGAUACCAGCGCCUUCAUAACGGAACCGUCUGCGGAUUGCUGCCCGCCUUUGGGUUGCCUGCAUCACAUUGCCUCGCCAACGCUGGAAGCCACUACCAUGUUCGUCGGGCAACAAGGGGCCACGUCACUUAUCUGGCCGCUUGAAAAAGGAGGGAUUCCUGCGGACACCGUAUGCCACGACACUGCUGCUAUGCAUCCCUACUCACGCAGAACACUUGUACAGGAGAGAUUGAUCGCUCCACCGCAAGAGCUGCGGCAUACACCAUGGCCACUGUUGGUAGCCCACAUCAAGCAUAUCAAUAGACCCAGACAAAUGGACUCACCAUCAACAUCAAGACCAUGGACUAAGAUAGAACCCAAGAGCGAUGGCCUUUUCCUUUUCUCGAGCAUCCCUCCUUCCCUUCCCUACACCUGGGAGAGCUCAACCGCUGCACCGGAAGGGCUGCGCCGUACACUAUGGCCACUGCUGGCAGCCCACAUCAAGCAUAUCAAUAGAUCCAGACAAACGGACUCACCAUCAACAUCAAGACCAUGGACUCAGAUGUACCCCAAGAGCGACGGCCUUUUCAUUCCCUCGAGCAUCCCCACGAACAGCACUACACAAACAGAGACGCCCACGAACAGCACUACAGAGUCAAAGGCGCUCGCACAAGCCAAAAGUUCUCAGAAAGCACAGAAGUGCGUAAAUAUACGGGCGCGCUGAGUCAAAAGUUGCUCCCGUCUUAAGGAAUGCCGGAGAAGCACCUCUCUUCUUGUCAUUUCCUUCGACUUGGUCGUGCGCCAAGAAAAGAGCUUUAAGUGGACUAUAUACGCCGUGCCAUCUGCAUUUAGAGCACGACGAAGCAAGUUCUUCGAUCCUUAGCAGCGGCGGUCCCUUUCCGACUGAGCCAGAAUGCAAAAACAUUCCCGUAUAACAAAAUUUCAGUUCGAAUCAGCAACUGCAAGUGGCAGAAAUUAAUCAGAAGCCCCGCACGGAGUCUUUCGUAGCCCAGGGGCUGCGUGGAGACGUUAAGUCCAAUCGAUCGAUCGAUCAAUCAAUCAAUCAAGCAACACAUAUCUAAGCAAGUUUUUUUCGGCAAUGGAGGUAUAGACGGAACAGCUGACUUUUGUUUCGAUAAAGUUGCUUAUAGGAACAGUAAAGAAACCUACAAAAAAUUAAUGUAACGCCACAUCGUACAGGGUUUCCACUAAGGCUUUGAAAUGCUAAUCAUCUUGAAUGCACGUGCUCAAGUCCGUAUGUAUGUCGGUCAGUGCGGGACCACACCGUCCGAGCAAGGGUUCCCGGGCAUGUCGUGUACCUCGACGAGUCCACAGCAAGUGGUACACAAUUUACAACAACAAAAUACCUAUUUUUAGAGCACGAGAUUGUCCCGUUCACUUGAAUUUCUAACCUUUCUGAAUUCUCGGCGCCGAACCAGCGAAAAUAUAAGCUGUGUAACACGAAGGUAUAAUUAAGAACCAUCUCGUUCUCGCUGAAUUUCCUCGGUUUGUGAGCUCCUUAUGCGAACUUCUCUUUUGCUCUCACUAAGUUCUUCACAUCGGACAAGGGCGGUCCCCGAUGAUGCUGUGUAUAUAGCGACUGGUGCCAGCAGAU
This is a messenger RNA of Dermacentor albipictus, 1830 nucleotides long. RefSeq lists its product as uncharacterized. Lineage: Eukaryota; Metazoa; Arthropoda; Arachnida; Ixodida; Ixodidae. The record is from RefSeq and is a predicted model, not a curated record.